Knipowitschia caucasica is the source of this 909-nucleotide messenger RNA. NCBI's taxonomy places the organism in Eukaryota, Metazoa, Chordata, Actinopteri, Gobiiformes, Gobiidae. The record is from the annotation of a GenBank genome assembly.
AUGAUUGAGAUCUUCUUAAGAGUAUAUAUUGACAUAGAGAGGGCCCGACACAGGCCCCCGCAGGAGCAUAGAGGGCCGUUGGCUCCGGGGGUCUGUGGGACGUCGGUCAUGGGCAAGCCCAAAGUGGAGCUGACCUACGACCGCAUGUACACGGUUACGAGCCAGCUCACUUUCACCGUGAGCAGGGAAGACGACGGAGUGCCUGUGGUCUGCAUCGUGGACCAUCCUGCGGUUAAAGACUUCCAGGCCCAGAGGCAUCUGGAAGUACAAUACAAGCCCGAAGUGAAGAUUGUGGUGGAGUUUCCUCAGGGCCUGACCAGAGAAGGAGAAAACCUGGAGCUCACAUGUCAGACCAAAGGCAAACCACAGCCUCAGAGAGUAAAGUGGGUGAAAGUGGAUGAUGAUGUCCCCUCCCACGCGGUCAUCACUGGAGGAGACCUGUACAUCGAGAACCUCAACAAGUCGUACAACGGGACGUACCGCUGCGUGGCCGCCAACGCCGUGGGCGAGGCCUACGACGACUACAUCCUCUAUGUUUACGAUGCCCCCACUACCACCCCCAUCCCCACCACCACCACCACCACCGCCAUGCCCACCACCUCCCCGCCCCUCCUGGAGAGCCACCCAGACACCUCGCCCAGCACUGAACCGGCGGCUCACGAUUCUCGAGCUGGAGAAGGCGCUCCCAGGACGGUGGACCACGCGGUGAUCGGAGGCGUGGUGGCAGUCGUUGUGUUUGCCAUGCUGUGCCUUCUCAUUGUUCUUGGACGGUACUUUGCAAGACACAAAGGCACGUACUUCACGCACGAAGCCAAAGGAGCAGACGAUGCCGCAGACGCUGACACGGCCAUCAUUAACGCAGAGGGCGGACACUCCAACUCGGACGACAAGAAAGAAUACUACAUUUGA